AUGCCAUCCAUCGCAAGAGCCCUCGUCGUCGCGUCCGCCCUCCUCCUGUUGCAUGCCGCGUUUUCGGCGUAUGAGCACCUGAGCACACUCAAGGCCCUCGGCCGCACCGCCACCUCGCUCCCCACAUCGAUUUCGCUCGAGGCUCUGGGCGCACUUGUACUCUUCCUCCCGGCCAUCGCCCUGGCCACGCAGCCGCUCGAGGACGUGACGUACCGUGGAGAAAUGGCCAAGCGCUCGCCAGACGACGCCGACGCCUGCGCGGGCUUUAUGCGCCUCAGCGCCCGCGGCAAGGCUCUCUUCGGCGACAGGUAG
Molecule: messenger RNA, 312 nt
Organism: Apiotrichum porosum
Lineage: Eukaryota; Fungi; Basidiomycota; Tremellomycetes; Trichosporonales; Trichosporonaceae
Exons: 5
Coding region: 1-312 (103 amino acids)
Source: RefSeq, a predicted model, not a curated record